UCACGCUCAGAGAGAGGUCUCCGGCCUCUGGUCCGGGAUGAGGCGCUUUCUUAGUUUUGUCAAAGGCCUCCUUGCUCUGUACGUCGCCUCGUCCUUCGAGAUUCAAGAAGGAUGCAGAGUGCGAGAACUCAUCGAGGAAAACGAAUUCUUGUUUGACUCUUUGGACUUCUUGGCCGUCUUCCCUCGCAGUCAGAGGGAACUGAAGGUACUUGUAAAGUGCCGCGAGAGAAGUGAUCUCAUCCACAUCAAUUCAGACAACAUAACAUGGACCAAGAAGCAGAUGGGGAAGCAAACAACAGAGUCUGCUAGCAUUCCUCUCGCACAUAGCAUCACGGGCUGGGAAAGAUUCACCCUCUCCUUGAAGGACAAAUUAACCCUCAAGGAUAGACAGAACAACUCAUGGGCGCCAUUCGACAUUCCCCUUUCAUGCCAUCCACAGGAUGUCUCCAUCAUAGGCAAGCACCUCACUCGCCAGUGCUCGCCCCAAACGCCCACGUGGGUGGUCAAGGACAAGAAGGUCGACAUUCCUCUCUUCAAUGGAAGCGAGGGAGUAAGGGAGGCCCUGACGCUGUUCUCCUUGCUGCCCUUUGGCCCUACCUUCAGCAUCUGCGACACAAGCUUCUCUUUGGGACUCCGUAACCAAAAGCUGGUGACAGGAUCCGAACCCUUGGAAGGCUCCACAUUCAGCCUUUCCCUCAGUGUACUCCCUGAUAACACGUUAAAGGUGGAGAACGAGGGAGAGCUGUUGGUUUCGAACAGCCUGAAGGCGACGCCCGAGAGCAUGGGGAUUCUAGGCCGCGAAGGAGAUAGAUUCGUGGUGGUGCAGCAUCUUCUGCCUCGACGCUUCGCCGAUGAGACUGAGGACGUGGGACAUCCUGAUGAGAAGAAGGAAGAUCAGUGCCAGAAACUAGAUGUCAUAACUUGGACUCUCGCUGGCAGUGUGGCCACUAUGAUUGUCGCCUUUAUUGUCCUUCUCAUCAUUCAUUAUUUAUCCAAACGCACCAACAAGCUUGGGAAUUCGAUGUCCAUCCAACCAGCAUGCAACACCGUACAGCCCGAAGCAACACCCUCCACGGCGCAAGGCCCUCCGCCUGCUCCUGGCCCUCCGCCUGCCCCCGGCCCUCCUGUCCCCUCGACGCCGCCAUCUAAUAAUCUCUCCCGAAAAUCACCAACUGCCGCCGCUCAUCUGACCUCACAGACGCUUUCUGAGAUCAGCUUACCAGGACCUUCUUGGCUUCCAUUCCCCGCCGACCUUGGAGCCCGUGACCAUAAGGGCGACGAUGAACAGGCCGUAUACUUCGAGAUGGAUCUCUGUGCCGGCACUCUCCCGCCGCCGAAGUCAUAUGCACUCCCAGAAGUCCAUUGCGAGAGUGAAGAAACCAUCAAUGACAUGUACCAAAGUGCUGGUUCGCCCGUGGAGCUUCGUCAGUGACAGCAGCGGCCUUGCACUAGCUCUGACCGGCUGCAAUGCGGAGGAAAAGGAUGAAUUCUAUGAAGAACUCGAUGACGAAUUGAAAGAUAUACCAACGAGUUAAAAGUUAUGGAUUGUAGGGGACUUUAAUGGCCACUGGAAAUGACAACAUUGG
Molecule: messenger RNA, 1586 nt
Organism: Penaeus chinensis
Lineage: Eukaryota; Metazoa; Arthropoda; Malacostraca; Decapoda; Penaeidae
Exons: 7
Coding region: 38-1432 (464 amino acids)
Source: RefSeq, a predicted model, not a curated record